This is a messenger RNA of Parathielavia appendiculata, 2477 nucleotides long. Its product is annotated as DNA repair exonuclease. The transcript has 3 exons. The record is from RefSeq and is a predicted model, not a curated record. Gene Ontology annotation, molecular function: single-stranded DNA endonuclease activity; 3'-5'-DNA exonuclease activity; manganese ion binding. Lineage: Eukaryota; Fungi; Ascomycota; Sordariomycetes; Sordariales; Chaetomiaceae. Gene Ontology annotation, biological process: double-strand break repair via nonhomologous end joining; double-strand break repair via homologous recombination; meiotic DNA double-strand break formation. The coding region runs from base 182 to 2368 and encodes 728 amino acids. Gene Ontology annotation, cellular component: Mre11 complex; site of double-strand break; nucleus.
GUGAAGCCCAAUUCCUGGGCCAGCACAUGUGACAGCGUGCUGAAGUCGCGCGUCAGGGUCGAUCAAUCACGCGUUGCAGGCCCACUUCUUCUGAGCAGACAACGCCAGCGACCACUCCUCCCAGACACAUCACCAGCCAAUACACAUCACACUGCAUGACUUCAUCCGGGGCGCCUUGAAAAUGCCAGAAGAUUCAGAUUCGGACACGAUCCGUAUCCUGGUCUCGUCCGAUAACCAUGUCGGCUUCGAGGAGCGAGACCCCAUCCGCAAGAAUGACAGCUGGCGGACAUUUGACGAGAUUAUGCAGCUCGCCCGCACCCAGGACGUCGACAUGGUGCUCCUCGGCGGCGACCUCUUCCACGACAACAAGCCAUCGCGCAAGUCCAUGUAUCAGGUCAUGCGCUCUCUCCGAAAGAACUGCCUUGGCAUGAAACCGUGCGAGCUCGAAUUUCUCAGCGAUGCCGCCGAAGUCUUCGAGGGCGCCUUCCCCCAUGUCAACUACCAAGAUCCCGACAUCAACAUCUCCAUCCCGGUCUUCUCGAUCCACGGCAACCACGACGAUCCGAGCGGCGACGGCCACUACUGUUCCCUCGACCUGCUGCAGGUGGCUGGAUUGGUCAACUACUUUGGCCGUGUUCCCGAGGCCGACAACAUCCACGUGAAGCCGAUACUGCUGCAAAAAGGGAAAACCAAGCUGGCCCUGUACGGCUUGAGCAACGUACGGGAUGAGCGCAUGCAUCGCACCUUCCGUGACAACAAGGUCAAGUUCUACCGACCAAGCCAGCAGAAGGAGGACUUCUUCAAUCUUCUGGCGGUACACCAGAACCAUUACGCCCACACCCCGACCAGUUACCUGCCCGAGAACAUGCUGCCGGAGUUUCUCAACCUUGUUGUCUGGGGCCACGAACACGAGUGUCUCAUUGACCCGACGAAGAAUGCGGAGACGGGGUUUUACGUUAUGCAGCCGGGUUCGUCGGUGGCUACCUCUCUUGUUCCCGGCGAGGCUGUGACCAAGCACGUUGCCAUUCUCAGUAUCACCGGCAAAUCCUUUGAGGUGGAGAAGAUCCCUCUCAGGACGGUUCGGCCGUUUGUCACUCGGGAGAUUGUGCUGGCCAACGACAAGCGCUUCAAGGGGUUGGAGAAGAAACAGGACAACCGCCAGGACGUCACGAAACGGCUGAUGCUGGUUGUCGAGGAGAUGAUUGAGGAGGCCAAUGCAGCCUGGCGAUCGAUUCACGGCGAGGUGGACGAGGAUGAGCGCCAACCGCUGCCUCUGAUUCGCCUCAAAGUGGAAUACACGGCACCCGAGGGCGCCGAGUACGAAGUCGAGAAUCCACAGCGUUUUUCCAACCGGUUUGCAGGCAAGGUGGCAAACCAAAACGAUGUCGUCUAUUUCUACCGCAAGAAGGUUACAGCAUCAAGGAAAGUUAAUGUUAGAGGAGAACUCCCAGCGAGCGUGGCAGAGGUUUUCGGAUCCACCGACGACGUGGUCAAAGUCGAUACCCUGGUGCAGGAGUUUUUCGCCCAGCAGUCGCUCAAGAUCCUUCCGCAAGCGCCAUUCGGAGACGCCGUCAACCAAUUCGUCAGCAAAGACGACAGACACGCAGUCGAGAUGUUUGUCAUGGACUCGCUGUCUACCCAAGUCAAGGGUCUGCUGCAACUGGAGGACGACAAGAUCACGGAAGGCCUGGAUGCCCACAUCGACGAUUUCCGAAAAGUCAUGGAGAAGAGCUUUGUCUCGGGUAAGAAUAAGCAGGCGCGGCGCAAGAAGCGGUUCAAGGAGAAGCCCGAUGGCUGGGACUCGGAUGUGGACGGGCACUGGACAGCGCGGCCAGAAGCCAUCGAAGAAGUCCCUGCGUCGCCCGAGCCGGCCAACGGUGGACGCAGCCGAGCAGGACCGACGUCAGGAGUCACAUUCAGCGAUGAUGAUGACGACUUAUUCGUCGGUGAUGUGCCUUCAGUACAAGAAGCUCCGGCGAAGCGUGGGGUGGCAACGACAAGGACGACGAAGAAGGCGGCCCCGGCCGUGAAAGCAGCACCGCCCGCCAAGAAGGCAGCCACAGCGAGGAAGGCUCCAGCACGGGGUCGGAGGAAAGCGAACCCUUUCCAGGACAGCGACGAGGAGGACGAGGACGAGGAUGUAAUCAUGGAUGAUGAUGAUAUGAAGCCAGAGCCCCCGGCAAGACCACCUACUCGGUCGACCCGAACAACUCGUGGCGCUGCUGCCAAAACUCGCCAGACGACACUGAACUUCUCGCAAUCACAAAAGCCGAAGGCGUCGCACAAGGCUAUUGAGAUAAGUGAUGACGAGAUUUCGGAGGACGAUGCCUUCGAGUCGAUGCCGGCCACGCGAAGCAGGCGGCGAUAGCAGGGCUUGGAGCUGGCUGCGCGAGUACCUGGCCAUUAGGAUUGCUUUGUACAGAGCUUUGGAUGACGGAGAAGGGUAACAUAGUCGUUAUCUGAGUCCAAUCUGCCGU